Molecule: messenger RNA, 441 nt
Organism: Miscanthus lutarioriparius
Lineage: Eukaryota; Viridiplantae; Streptophyta; Magnoliopsida; Poales; Poaceae
Source: the annotation of a GenBank genome assembly
AUGGAGGGUUCGAUUGAGAAGACGAUGAAGGCGGACAAGGCAGGGAUGAGCGAUGCAGAGAAGAUGGAGCCUUCCAUUGAGAAGACGACGAACGCGGACAAGGCAGUGAUGAGCGAUGCAGAGCAGCGUGCCAACUUCAUAGCCUUCAUAGAGGACUGCAAGAUUGCGGCGGAGAAGGCAGCCGGGAAGAAGAAAUCAAAGACGGUCAUGCGCAGGCUGACGCAAAAGCACAUCGAUGCUGUGCUCGCAGUCCCUAUCGAGACUACCCGGCCCGGCUGGUCCGAGGAGCAGCUGGCCCGCGUGAAGGACAGAGACGUGCGGGAUCGAAUCAGGGACAGUUUGGCCGCCUCGGCGGCGGUCGUGGACAAGUCGCGCGAGGAGUUGAGGCUUGAAAAGGAAAGAAUUCGAUCGCGCGGAGCUCCAGACACAAGGGUACGUUGA